Carassius gibelio (silver crucian carp) is the source of this 1587-nucleotide messenger RNA. RefSeq lists its product as uncharacterized. The record is from RefSeq and is a predicted model, not a curated record. The coding region runs from base 112 to 759 and encodes 215 amino acids. Lineage: Eukaryota; Metazoa; Chordata; Actinopteri; Cypriniformes; Cyprinidae. The transcript is spliced from 7 exons.
UCUCUCUCCUCGUCAGACAGACGUGUGCAUGUGUGCUCUUUAUAUACAGCUAAGAAUACGUAUACGCUCACAUCUACAGUACUCUGAUAUUCUGAGAGAUCAGACCAAGUCAUGUUGUUCUUCCACGGAUCUGAGCAAGCGCCGAGGCUUUUCCUGGCGAUGUGUGUAUGGGGAUUCUUCCUUCAGCCAGCAGAACAGUUCCCGGUUGGAGAGGGUUUCAAUCUGCUGCUGUAUCCGUUAUCUGUGAUGGGGCCGUAUGGAUCUCACACCGUUCUGAUACCAGCGACCGGGACAGAGCAGAACACACAGCGCAGCCAAACUCCACAGGCAAACAGCAGCAAGAUCAGCGCUCAUAGUGAGUCCAAGCCAUUACAUGCAAACAGUGGGUUUCUCCAGCCAGACCCUGCCCCUGACUCCGCCCCUAGUCCCACCCAUCUCCCGUCUGAAUCUUUGCCUUUGCAGGGGCAGUUUCAGAUGUCACAUUUUGUCCCCUCAAAUGUCCCUCUGCAGGUCUAUUCAUUUUUUCAGCAGACUGUUGUCUCAAACUCGGGCAGUUCAGAGGAAGAAGCCGCUGCUCAGGUGAUCUAUAUGGUUCCCAUCAGCGUGGGUUCACCCAGCAUGGGUGUGAUGGAGGGCACGGGGCCCAAUCCUGGCCCUGGACCCCUGCAGGUCAUGGGCAGCACCACUCCUGCUGCGGCGCAGCUGGACGCUCGGGGACAGCGGGCACAGACAGAGACGCUCGCUCCAGGAGUCCUCUGACCACAGGACAACACUCGCUGAUUCACUGAUGCCGUCUGUACUGAUUUCUAAAAUAACUUUGGUUGUAAUUACGGUAUUUUCCGGACUAUACGUCACACUUUUUUUUCAUAGUUUGGCUGGUUCUGCGACUUAUAUUCAGGUGCGACUUAUUUAUCAAAAUUAAUUUGACAUGAACCAAGAGAAAUUAACCGAGAUAAAACAUUACCAUCUCCAGCCGCAAGAGGGCGCUCUAUACUGCUCAUUGCCUCCUGUAGACGGUAAUGUUUUCUGUUGGUUCUCGGUUAUACUCAGGUGUGACUCAUAGUCCGAAAAAUGCGGUAAAGCUUCAAUUUCAGCCAUAAAACAGCUCUACAGACAAUACAGUGUCAUUAUUCAGUGCUAAUUAUUCAGCAAGCUCAGCUGUUCAUAGCUAAUUCCAUACAAUGAAUAUAAAUUUUCUUUUAGGCUCCAGAUCAUGUAAUUCAAUUCUCUUUACUGUCACUGUAGUUCAGUAGUAUUCCCAACAAUCACUGCAGUUUUAAAUCCAACUCUUCUAUUAUAGUUUAUAAUUUGGAGGAACACAAUAACACUGAGGUUUUAAUUUAAGGCAACAGAGGUGGUGAAAUCAGUCUGAUUACACACUAGGCACUAACAGAUAAACUAGACAAUUGUUGUAUUGUGCUUAUGCUUUUUCUGUUAUUUGUCUUGGAAUAACACUGGAUUGAGAUCGAACUGCUGAUUGUUAUUUUCAGGAUGUGAGUUACUGUGAGAACUUGGCAUUUUCUCUUGAUAUGUGUUCCCCCAGCAUCAUUUGUUUAUUUAUAUUAAAGUCUGGUGCUGUCUUCUUUU